Molecule: messenger RNA, 890 nt
Organism: Blastomyces dermatitidis ER-3
Lineage: Eukaryota; Fungi; Ascomycota; Eurotiomycetes; Onygenales; Ajellomycetaceae
Exons: 1
Coding region: 190-339 (49 amino acids)
Source: RefSeq, a predicted model, not a curated record
AUAAUUUUUAUAAUCAUAAACACCUGCCUAUUCGCGUCGGGCAGAUACAGACGGUUCUCAGAUUCUUGGAAUAGUAUCGCAUCGUGCUACCGGUUAGGCCAUGCUGUGUUGAUACCGCAAUUUUACACCAAGGAGUGUCCUCGAUACCAUCGCAAUUUACUUUUGUGGCUGAGGUCCAGCCCAGGUUCCAUGCCCAGCCCAGGUGAAAGGAGUUUCUGGUCUUGUGGUGACUUGCCUGGGGAUCUCGUGGAGACGUCGGAAGGCGGAUCAUCUCCAAAGAGCGGCUGCAAGAGUUAUGAACAGACUGGCAACAACCAUGGAUGUAACCUUGAGUGCUGAAUAAUAAUUAAUAAGAACUUUUAUGGCGGGCUUGCUACGUCGUCGCCAGAGGUGGAGUCCGGGUCGGGGACAUGGCCGGUGAAUCCACAACUGGCGAUCAGGAUCCCAAUUUAUCCGACAGCUGCCCAGCACUCGGGAACUUAGCGCCCGCAACGGUGAAAAUGAAGAAUCCAUACAGAGUACAUGAGAAAGCGAUUAAUCCAGAUAACUAAACUAUUCCUUCACUGCAAAAUCGCCUUGAUCUCAGCGGAUGGGGAUUACAUGCAUGGAUGCAGGGAAAGUAAUACAUUGGAAAAGAAAAUGUCCUUUCUCAACCGUGGAACCUACUAGAUUGCCAGCAUGUUGUUGACAAAUGCUGUGGCUUCAUAUGAGCGAGAGUCUGCUUCGCCCUGCAGCAGAACUCCGUACGAAGCUUUAUUAACUACGGAGUACUAAUCAUGCCUUUGCGCACCCACACCUGAUGUUGGGUUGUGCCACACUGUAAUGAUAAAAACAGUGUAAUGAUAAAAAUGAAAGUAUGUAUCUGUUUUUCAGAUUUGAGAAAAAGAUAU